AUGGCAUUCUGCAACCCAACUGUAUUGGAAUCCCUCCCCUGCUUGUUCUUCACUUUGCUCCUUGCUUCAUCGAAUUCCAUCAGCACUGGCACCAGUAUUGCUGCUGUAGACCAAGCUGAUGCUCUCAUCAAAUGGAAAGCUACUCUCAACAAUCAAAGCCAGUCUGUUCUCCAAUCAUGGAUACUACUUGAUCUUAAUGCUACCAAUUCCUCUCUGCGAUCUGAACCAUGCAGUAAUUGGGUUGGAAUUUCUUGCAACCAAAGGGGAAGCAUCAAUGAAAUUAACUUACCUAGUAUGGGCUUGCAAGGUAUGGUUAAUAACUUCCCCUUUCCCUCAUUUCCUGAUCUUACACGUCUGGAUCUCACUAAUAAUACAUUUUUUGGUAGUGUUCCAUCCAACAUUGCUAACCUUUCGGUUAUCAACUACCUUGAUCUGUCUGUGAAUCAGCUCUCAGGAAUAGUUCCAUCUGAAAUCUGCUUACUUACCAGUCUUAAAAAGUUGUAUCUUGAUCAGAAUCAUUUCAAUGGAUCAAUACCUUAUGGAAUGGGAAGAUUGAAAAAUCUUACUGUUCUGACAAUGUAUUCCAACAACCUCUUUGGUUUCAUACCUGCAUCUCUUGCUUUCAGGUACCAUUCCUCAGGAAAUAGGAAAUUUGACAAAGCUCAAUUCUUUGAGCCUAGAAAGUAA
Macadamia integrifolia is the source of this 687-nucleotide messenger RNA. Its product is annotated as probable leucine-rich repeat receptor-like protein kinase At1g35710. Gene Ontology annotation, molecular function: protein binding. The transcript has 2 exons. NCBI's taxonomy places the organism in Eukaryota, Viridiplantae, Streptophyta, Magnoliopsida, Proteales, Proteaceae. The record is from RefSeq and is a predicted model, not a curated record. The coding region runs from base 1 to 687 and encodes 228 amino acids.